Thermochaetoides thermophila DSM 1495 is the source of this 555-nucleotide messenger RNA. RefSeq lists its product as uncharacterized. The coding region runs from base 1 to 555 and encodes 184 amino acids. The transcript has a single exon. Lineage: Eukaryota; Fungi; Ascomycota; Sordariomycetes; Sordariales; Chaetomiaceae. The record is from RefSeq and is a predicted model, not a curated record.
AUGUGCCUAUUCACCCAGGUCAUCUUCAGCUGCGGCCACGCAGCCGCGGACAAGCGGACGGGCUGGUGCCACAGGAUGUGGAGCAAGAACCGCGACCACCACUCCAGCAACGGCUCGCUCUUCUACCUCUGCCCCGACGUCGUAUGGGCGCAACCAGCCGUGCCCAAACCCAAACGUCUUCGCUGCGACGCCUGCCACGACGCAUGGAAGCAGAGCGUAGACGCUUGGUGGGCUAGCUCUUGGGAGCGGAUUGUCGUCGACUGGGAGGGGCUCGCGGACAGGCAGGUCGUUGACAAGCGCAAAGAGGUAGCGGAUGCCAAGCGCUGGUAUGUGUUGCAUGUGAUGAUCGAGCUCACGGCGGCCAGCCCGCCUGAUGAGCCGGUCAGCGUUGAUGUGUAUCGCGACUUUCAGCGGUGGAUGGAGGGAGAGAUCGAGUUCUCCAACGAAAAGAUUGGAGAUAUGCUCGUCGAGGAGCAACAAAGAGAGCAAGAACAAGCGAUGGUUCUAGAUCUAGAGGAGCCCUUUGCGCUGGGUGCGGUUGUACCACCUUCCUAG